AUGGGUUGCUGCGCGUCCGUGCCGUCGCGUGAUGAUGAAUCCCAGGACGACCGGGAAAUCCAGGACAGUCGAUCGCAGGUUACACGGAAUACGGCCAGCGAUCCCCCAGCGCAUUCACAGACUGGUCGCCGCCGGGUAAGACCUCCAAACGUCGCCCUAAACGAACACUACAACGAGCCCGUCCGCCCACAUGUCUGGUACAGCAAGCGGCGCGCCUGGACCCGGGCCGACUUGGAUCGCGAGCGUCGCGAGUUCUUCGAGACGAGAGUGACCGGUCGCCAAGAGGUAUGGGCUGCGCUUUCAACGGCUAUCACGCUGAUGCGCGCGGGUGACCUCUCCACGGCGCAGAGUAUUGUCGAUGCUGCGGGCGUCACUGUCCCCACGGGUGAUUUCUGCGAGGGAUGCUACGAUGAACAAGGAGCACUGUAUCGCCUGCCACAGUGUAUCGUUAGUGACCCGGAAAAUAUGGUCCAGAACGCUACAUCAACGGGAGACCGGUCACGGGAUGAUAUCGGGCAGGAUGAUGAUACCGAGGCACUCUCGGAUGGCAAGCUUGCGACAGACGAUGCGUCGGGUGACGAGUUGAUAUCCGAGGACCUGGAACGGCGCCGCGAUGAGAAAGGCAAGACGAGUGAGCGAGACUUGAUUAGUGUCCAGGUCCGACUGAGUGAUCGCGGCGGGCCAGACCUUGUACUGUUGAUAGGCAAGAGCCAGAGUGUGGGCUUCCUGGCUCGCAAAAUACAUCAAGAAGGAGAGCUAUCCAAUCUCCAACGGGUUCGAAUUGCAUAUCUUGGCCACAUGCUCAAGGAGCAUCAAUCACUACCUGAUCAAGGAUGGCAAAGCAGCCAUCUUGUUAACGCCUUUGUUGUGGUCCGCCCUUCGUUCUAA
Messenger RNA from Penicillium waksmanii, 888 nucleotides. RefSeq lists its product as uncharacterized. The transcript has 3 exons. Bases 1 to 888 code for a protein of 295 amino acids. NCBI's taxonomy places the organism in Eukaryota, Fungi, Ascomycota, Eurotiomycetes, Eurotiales, Aspergillaceae. The record is from RefSeq and is a predicted model, not a curated record.